This is a messenger RNA of Propithecus coquereli (Coquerel's sifaka), 1179 nucleotides long. RefSeq names its product chondroitin sulfate N-acetylgalactosaminyltransferase 2-like. Lineage: Eukaryota; Metazoa; Chordata; Mammalia; Primates; Indriidae. The transcript is spliced from 2 exons. The coding region runs from base 46 to 375 and encodes 109 amino acids. Gene Ontology annotation, cellular component: Golgi cisterna membrane. Gene Ontology annotation, molecular function: glucuronosyl-N-acetylgalactosaminyl-proteoglycan 4-beta-N-acetylgalactosaminyltransferase activity. The record is from RefSeq and is a predicted model, not a curated record.
GUUCACAAAAAGGAUUCUGGCUUUUGGCGAGAUUUUGGCUUUGGAAUGACUUGUCAAUAUCGAUCAGAUUUCCUGACCGUUGGUGGAUUUGACAUGGAAGUAAAAGGUUGGGGUGGAGAAGAUGUUCACCUUUAUCGGAAAUACUUACAUGGUGACCUUAUGGUGAUUCGGACUCCAGUCCCUGGUCUUUUCCACCUCUGGCACGAAAAGCGCUGUGCUGACGAGCUGGCCCCCGAGCAGUACCGCAUGUGCAUCCAGUCCAAAGCCAUGAACGAGGCCUCUCACUCCCACCUGGGAAUGCUGGUCUUCCGGGAGGAGAUAGAGACACACCUUCAUAAACAGGCAUACAGGACCAACAGCGAAGCUGUCGGUUGAUGUCAUCAUUAGCGCAUCACAGUCUGAACCACAAACCAGUACUGUUUAUUUAGCCUUAAUUCCAAUCCCAGAUGCAGUGCCUCUUUCAGAGACGACGUGUUCAUUUUUCACGUUCUUCCUGGCAUUACUUUACUUUAGCAUUUCAACUUGAUAUGAGAAGAAAAAACAAGUGCUGCAGCACAAAGCCUCUGUUUUGUGAGAAUACUACACCAUGGAAUAAUUGACAAAUUGAAAUCUGGUAUCUGUCCCAAAAGUUGUUUCGAGUUAGUUUCUGCCUGGUGCCCAUGUGCUGUGUCCUGAUUGCAUCUGGGUGGGGAGAUGGGGUGUGCUGGGCUGGUGGGGAGGCAGGAGCAGCACAGUCCUACAGGGGGACAGAGUGUCAUGGACAUGGCGUGUGGACGGGUGUCUUCACCUGCCAGCCACUGUCACCCUGCUUGAUUUUUAAAUGAAGGGCUUUGGUUGAUAGCUUGAAAAAUCCUUUUUCACUGAAGCAGGGAAUAAUUAAAUGACACAUCUGAAAUCCUCAGUCAGAGAAGGCAGAAAUCAAAACCCCUUAACUUAAUGUUGCUUAGCCCCCUGAAUGUCUGUUUUUAAGCAAAUGGGUAAUAGUAGAAAACAGAAUGAUUAAAAAUAGAAUGUGUUAUUGCAUUAUUAUCAUGUUCAGGAUUAGCAGUCAAAGUUUCUAUAGACUGUUUUGAACAAACAAAAAAACAUGGAAACAUUUUUAACAGAGUAUUUAAUUAUGGUGGAGCACAGGAUACUAGCUGUGUCUGGAAACAUCAGUUUAUGUGAACCAGCUACAUC